UGCUCUGAAGCUUGUCAGAGAGUCGCGCUGCUGACGUCACGACCGGCGUUUCCGCCAUCUUAGUUGUGGCUAGAGAGGUGGCAACUUCGGAAGUGCGGCUUGUGUGCUGCUGUGUACAUGCUGAGGCAGUGCGGGCUUGGUGUGGUGCUGAGCCUGGCCGUGGCGGCGGUCGCGGCCACGGUCGUGUGGUUGAUGGAAUGGUGGGGUCCCCGUCCUGGCCUUCGCCUCUUCGUACCGGAGGAACUAGCCCGCUAUCGCGGCGGCCCGGGUGACCCGGGCCUGUACUUGGCGCUGCUCGGCCGCGUCUACGACGUGUCCUCCGGCCGAAGGCACUACGAGCCCGGGGCGCACUAUAGCGGCUUCGCAGGCCGGGAUGCAUCCAGAGCAUUUGUGACAGGAGACUACUCUGAAGCCGGCCUUGUGGAUGAUGUAACUGACUUGUCCUCCUCUGAGAUACUGACACUUCACAAUUGGCUUUCAUUCUACGAGAAAAAUUAUGUAUUUGUUGGACGACUGGUUGGAAGGUUCUACAGAGAGGAUGGGAUGCCCACUGCAGAACUAAGCCAAGUAGAAGCCAUGGUGGCUAAAGGAAUGGAGGCAAAUGAACAGGCAGAGAGAGAAAAGCAGAAGUUCCCUCCAUGCAAUGCUGAGUGGAGCUCUGUCAAGGGUAGCCGGCUCUGGUGCUCCCAAAGGAGUGGAGGUGUGAACAGAGACUGGAUUGGUGUCCCCAGGAAGUUGUAUAAGCCGGGGGCUAAGGAGCCCCACUGUGUGUGUGUGAGAACAACUGGCCCACCUAGUGACCAUCGAGACAGCCCUCGACACUUAGACCGUGGGGACCUGGACAACCCUAACUUGGAAGAAUACACGGGCUGUCCACCACUGGCCAUCACAUGUUCCUUCCCACUCUAAGAUGGUGUCCUGUAUGUUGAUGACAUGUGGAGAACCUUCCAUAGAUUCCAGGAAGCCCUAGGAUGGCUCCAGGUGGAAUGAAAUAGGAGUGUCAAGGACUCCAGCCUCACUCUGCAAAUGUGUGGUGGCUGAGACAAGAGCCUACCUGGUAUGGUCAGGUUGUUUUGACACUAUUUAGAACCUUGGUCCCUCUGUCAUCUUCCUUUGGAGCCUGCAGACACGAAUGAACACAGUGCAAUUAAUAUACGACAGCCUGGAUAAAGAAGUCUGUGUGCUCCAGCAGGGGACUUCCCAUGGGCUCAGUACUGCCUGAAUCAGAGCUUGGACUCUGCCCAUCUUACUUGAAACAGUAGCAGAACAGGGCUGUGGCUCUCAGCAGAGAAGCAGGCAUUUCCCAAGAAGCUGUGCAUCUUAGCAGAAUCAAGGUAAUUUUCUAAGCUCCUAAUUUCUGACUUUGUGACAUUUCUAAAACCUCUACUCCAAAGCAAACUUGAAUUUACUGACUCCACAGAGAUGGGUUGGUACAAUGAGACGUGAUGCUAAACUGGGAUGGGCUGAUUCUGGAAUUGGAAAUUUUUUUUUUUUUUUACUUACACAGAUGGAGCAUGCUCAGGUUUUCCUUGCCCAAGUGUGUAUUAAACAGCUCACUUUCCUCUUAUCACUAAUGAACAGUUAUCAGUAACUGCCUCACAUUUUGACAGGGGCUUCUGCUCCAGGUUUCCUAACCCCACUCACUGCUGAGUCCCCUGCCUUCUCUGUGCCACAGCAGGGUCAGUUCUUACCUAUCUCUGCUGUGGUUCAUGUUUAUGUUUUUGAGACAGAGUGUAAUGCUAGGCUUUGGCAGGCCCAGAACUCAGAGGUCCAUCUGCCUCCCAAGUGUUGGCAUUAAA
Messenger RNA from Acomys russatus (golden spiny mouse), 1799 nucleotides. Its product is annotated as neuferricin. The transcript has 4 exons. Gene Ontology annotation, cellular component: membrane; endomembrane system. The coding region runs from base 118 to 909 and encodes 263 amino acids. Lineage: Eukaryota; Metazoa; Chordata; Mammalia; Rodentia; Muridae. The record is from RefSeq and is a predicted model, not a curated record.